GCGGGCUUCAGAUAUAUAUUUGUCGGGUCAUGUCUGUUAAUCUGUUUGGUGAACGGCCAUCCAGACCUCCGUGAUUUACUCAUGAAAAGACAAGGAAGCGAAGAAGGAAGCGUCCGCCUGGUAGGUGGACCGACAGACUAUCAGGGUAGAGUGGAGGUAUUUCAUAAUGGAAGCUGGGGCACAGUUUGUGACGACGAAUUUGACCGAUAUGAUGCCCAAGUUGUCUGUAGACAGUUGGGACACAGUGGCGGUAAAUUGACCAAGUUUGCAGCCAGUGAGUACGGUCAAGGAGUAGGACCGACAUGGAUGGAUAGCGUAUCGUGUGAAGGAGAAGAGGGCAGACUCGUGGACUGUGAUUUCCCUGGAUGGGAAAUAGAGGACUGUUCGCAUUUCGAGGACGUCGGCAUCAAGUGCAACCCUGUGGAAGAAGGGAAACUGAGGCUAUCCGGUGGCGUUACACUCCUUCAGGGCAGACUGGAGAUCUUCCAUGAUGAGCGUUGGGGUACUGUGUGUGAUGAUGGAUGGACUCAGGCGAAUUCUCUUGUCGUAUGCAAACAAUUAGGCUACAGCGGAGGGUCUGUCCUUGAACAACCUAUUAGUAGAGGAACAGGUCCAAUCUGGAUGGAUGACGUGCUGUGUUGGGGCGUUGAAGACCGUCUUUCAAAUUGUAAUUUUCCUGGCUGGAAUAUUGAGGACUGCACUCACUCAGAGGACAUAUUAAUUUCUUGUGAUCCACUAGAAGAAGGAACUAUUCGACUGGUUAAUGGUCAAAAUGACCAUCAGGGAAGAGUGGAAGUUGUCCACGACGGUAGAUGGGGAACUGUUUGUGAUGACGGCUUUGACCAGAAUGACGCACAAGUUGUAUGUAGACAACUUGGAUACAGUGGUGGCAGUGCUGUCGGGGAAGCAGUUUUCGGCAGAGGAAAAGGUCCCAUUUGGAUGGAUCAGGUCACGUGUUCAGGAGAUGAACAUCGAUUGGCGGAGUGCGAAUUCUCCGGAUGGAGGGAGGAGGACUGUUCUCAUUGGGAAGACGUGGGGGUGGUAUGCAAUCCGGAGGAAGACGAGAUGAAUGAGGUUGAAUCGAACAAUACACCACUUUAGUUCGGGAGAUCGAGGCAAUGAAUUACUGCCAAGGCAUGUUUAUGUGCGAAGAUAUUCAUUGCUUUACAUAGUGUAUAUAGUAUCGUGCUAAACGGUGUACAUUUGUAUGGUAUUGUCAGGUGCAGAGCCAAAUCAGAAAGAAGAAACAUGGCACAAAACAUUUUACAGAACCUCAAUACGUUACCUCGUACGAUUAUCAACCGGGAUAUUGCGAUGUGAUGUUCUCUGAAUCUGCACAGAGAGCAAAUCAUUACGGGUAUUUAUGUAAUAUCUUACACCUGGCAAUAUCGAUACCGCACUGCGGGAAAAAAGCUAUAGCCCCGUUAAACAUUUCACAUUUCAUUUGCUUGAUGAAUAAAUACGUUGUAAGCAAACAAUGCCAUGCUUGCUAUUUAUAUUUCACGUAAACUUGGUGUAUUAACGUUAAACUUUCCUAAUGCUGAAUUGUUAUCUAAUAACAUUAAUGGAGUAUAUGUUUCCAGUUUGUGUAUUGGUAUCGGCCGUCAGCGAUAUCUAUGUAGUUCAACAACAAAUUACUAUUUAGGAGACCAAAUAGAACACCACGGAUCUUGUAAAUCUGACACUUUACAGAAACAAUAUAUUUAUUGGUCGCAAGAUA
Molecule: messenger RNA, 1720 nt
Organism: Pecten maximus
Lineage: Eukaryota; Metazoa; Mollusca; Bivalvia; Pectinida; Pectinidae
Product: neurotrypsin-like
Exons: 7
Coding region: 82-1101 (339 amino acids)
Cellular component (GO): membrane
Source: RefSeq, a predicted model, not a curated record